Molecule: messenger RNA, 857 nt
Organism: Nematocida parisii ERTm1
Lineage: Eukaryota; Fungi; Microsporidia
Product: CMGC/CDK/CDK5 protein kinase
Exons: 1
Coding region: 1-813 (270 amino acids)
Biological process (GO): protein phosphorylation
Cellular component (GO): nucleus
Molecular function (GO): ATP binding; cyclin-dependent protein serine/threonine kinase activity
Source: RefSeq, a predicted model, not a curated record
AUGUGUUUUAAAAGUUUUAUGGAUAGAUUUGUUCGGAGAGACUUAUUGGGGUAUGGAACAUAUUCAAUGGUCUAUGAGGGGUAUGACAAAAUUAACAAAACUAAAGUUGCCUUGAAAAUUAUUAAACUGUCUGAGGAGGAGGGAAUGCCAAACACAGCAUUAAGAGAAAUAUCGAUAAUGAAAGGGCUGUCGCACAAAAACAUUCUAUCUAUCCAAGACAUAUUACACAGUGAAUUAGAGCUAGUGAUUGUGCUGUCAUAUAUAGACACUGACUUGAAAAAACUGCUUCUCUCAGGAGUGCCCUUUAGUCAUAAAGGGCUAAUUAAGCAGUUGAUAGAAGGGGUUGCGUACUUACACAGCCAGCAGAUUGUUCAUCGAGAUCUAAAGCCGCAGAACAUUCUUGUAGAUAAAAAUGAAUGUAUGAAAAUAGCAGACUUUGGUCUGGCGCGCAGCCUGGAAAUUAAAAUGCCAUCGUACUCAUCAGAGGUGGUGACUCUAUGGUACAGGUCGCCUGAAUUAUUAAAGGGGGUUAAGGUAUAUGGGUAUUCGAUUGACAUUUGGAGUGUGGGCUGUAUAAUAAGUGAAAUACUAACAGGCAAUGCAUUAUUCUCGGGCACAGACAAACAAGACCAGCUAGUCAAAAUAUCUCGGUACAUUGACUUACAGGGCAGCAACCAGAUGGAGUAUUUGCUAAAAAUACAUGCAAAACAUGAUCCAAUAUAUUCUGGGCUGAUAUUUGAAUGCUUAAAAGAGAUGCCAGAGAAGAGAAUUACCGCACAAGAAGCAUUGAAUUAUCUCAAUCAAAUUGAAUAGCCAGACAAAAAUAACACAUAAACAUUAUGAUAGGAGUAAAUAGU